AGCCUCUCACUGACCACUUCACUGAUCUUCAGUUCAGAGAAAGAGGAAACAUGGCUAACACCAUGCUGCAGACCGCGGGGUUUGUUUUAGGACUCAUCGGAGUGGCCGCAGUCAUCGCCGCCACCGUGAUGAACAACUGGAGCACUAAAGACCGCCAGGGCGACGUGGUGACCUCUGUCUACACCUACAAGGGACUGUGGCAGGACUGUGAAGUGUCCACCUCUGGAUUCACAGAGUGCCGGCCGAUGUAUGGAAUUCUGGGAUACUCAGGUCAGUUCCAAGCUGUGAGAGCAAUGAUGGUGAUCAGUGUUGUGCUGGGUGUAAUCGGCACUGGUAUCUCCGUGUUCUCUCUGAAAUGCUUUAAAGUGGGCAGCACUGAAACCUCCACCAAGGCCAAAAUGACCCUAACGGCGGGCAUCAUGUUUCUCAUCACAGGCCUCUGCGCCAUUAUUGCGGCAUCUAUUUAUGCCAACCAGAUAGUGGCCAGCUUCACUUCGACCAUUUACACCAACACCUACAACGCUUAUAACGAGGGGAUGGGCGAGAUGGCGAUGGGGGGCAUGGGAAUGGCCACCACGUACACAUUCGGACCCGCCAUCUUCGUGGCCUGGGUAGGAGGAGGCCUGCUUCUGAUUGGAGGAGUUUUAAAGUCUGUGGCCUUCAAAGGGAUGCAUGCUGAUAGUACACCCACCUACAACACAAUCGCUUACAAAGUCCCGGCCCAGUCGGCUGACGGGGGCAGCGAGAGAGGAAAGAGGGAGCAGAAAUACGUAUGAAGAACUGCGUGUCCCUCUCCUCUGUGGAGUCACCGCUCUGUAACGCUGGGCUGUGUGUUUGCUUUGUGAAAUACGCCAGAGAAUCAACUGCAUUUACCACUGAUGUUUUUAACGCAGCUCCUCAUCACUGUCUCUGCUGUCAAACAUGCAUAGUGCUGCCCCUCCCCCACCCAGUUAUUAACCAAUUAAUCAAUUUCUCAUUUACAUUUUUGUAACAAUAAACAGAAUAUAAAUGAAUAUAUUGAUACAUUUUGGUCUCCCUCUUGUUUCAACGGCAGCAUGACUCCAGCAAACCUUUUUCAAAUAAGCCUGGAUCUUUUGAGCUCACUUUGUGGGACACUCCCAUGAGUGGCCAGCAGAGGUCAGCGUGAUCUGAUCGUUACAAACGCUCCUGAAGCUCUGUAGCUCUGUAGGUGUCACGUGAUCUGUAUUGAGUGUAACUGCCUUCAAAUCUUCAAAUUCAAUAAGGGCCAUACUUGAAGAUGCUGGUGGACUUGAAAAUGCUGGUAUUGCAGGCCUGAAAAAUGCACUACAUGGUACAAUACAAUUAUUCAUCAAUACAUUUUUUCUUAUUUAGCCUUUAGUUUAACCAAGCCAUUAAAAAUAGUCUUACUUACAAUGUUGGCCUGGCAAGUUCUGCAAGAAAGUGGGAAAAAAGUGAAAGACAUGGGGGAAAAAAGUAAAAAAAAAAAAACCAUACAAAUAUUAACAAAAAUAUUCUUGAUGCAGUCCUUAAAA
This is a messenger RNA of Pygocentrus nattereri (red-bellied piranha), 1514 nucleotides long. It is a transcript of the gene cldn18, whose product is annotated as claudin 18. The record is from RefSeq and is a predicted model, not a curated record. Lineage: Eukaryota; Metazoa; Chordata; Actinopteri; Characiformes; Serrasalmidae. Gene Ontology annotation, molecular function: structural molecule activity. Gene Ontology annotation, biological process: bicellular tight junction assembly; cell adhesion. The transcript has 5 exons. The coding region runs from base 51 to 776 and encodes 241 amino acids. Gene Ontology annotation, cellular component: plasma membrane; bicellular tight junction.